Oryzias melastigma (Indian medaka) is the source of this 2888-nucleotide messenger RNA. Its product is annotated as rho GTPase-activating protein 22. Gene Ontology annotation, cellular component: focal adhesion. The record is from RefSeq and is a predicted model, not a curated record. Lineage: Eukaryota; Metazoa; Chordata; Actinopteri; Beloniformes; Adrianichthyidae. The transcript is spliced from 8 exons. The annotation marks the transcript as partial. Gene Ontology annotation, biological process: signal transduction; wound healing, spreading of epidermal cells; negative regulation of ruffle assembly. Gene Ontology annotation, molecular function: GTPase activator activity.
UUUGUACCUGGAUUCUCUGCAGGUAACAGAGACGUGCUGGCCAGCCCGGGCUCCUACUUCUUCCUAUCCAACAGUGCCGGUCAGGGUGAUGAGUGGUUGAAGAGCCUUAACAAGGGAAUUUGGAUCCCUUUCACAGGGGUGUUUGGUCAGCGUUUGGAGGAGACCGUUCUGUACGAGCGGCGCUACGGCGUACGGGUGGUCCCGAUAGUGGUGGAGCAGUGCGUAAACUUCAUCAGGGAGCGGGGUCUGCAGGAGGUGGGCUUGUUUCGGCAGCCCGGGCGGAACAGUUUGGUCAGAGAACUGCAGGAAGCAUUUGAUUCGGGGGAGAGACCAUCCUUCGACAGUACCACAGAUGUCCACACGGUGGCAUCACUGCUGAAGCUGUACCUCAGACAGCUGCCAGAACCUCUGGUUCCCUACAGUUGCUACCAGAACUUCCUCUUCUGCGCUCAGAAGAUGUCAACCGAUCGUACACUGGGUCUGAUGGAGUUGAGGAGUCUUCUUCACGAGUUACCGGUUGCCAACUUUAACUUACUCCACUUUAUCUGCCAGUUCUUGAAUGAAGUCCAGAGUUUUUCCAGCUGCAACAAGAUGAGCGUCCAGAACUUAGCAACUGUGUUUGGCCCAAACAUCCUUCGAGCAAAGGCUGAAGACCUGCAAAGCUUAAUGGGAGGUGCAGCUCUGGUCCAGACUUUGAUGUUGGAGCUGAUCAGAGAAAAUGAGUCCCUGUUUACUAAAGUUCCUCCACCCAUCAACGCACACCGAGCCGCAGGUUCACGGGCGUCAUCGAGCGCUCUGAUGCAGCCUCAUCUUCAGCCGCCGCCCUGCCUUCGACAGCUGUCUCUGCCUCUCAUUGCAGACAGCUCUGAUGAGGACGGACACGCAGACAACUCCAGUUGCAUCUUCUCUGCAGCAGACAAGUUAGAUUUAUCCUCUGGUCAGAAGAGACGUCUUGGUCAUCGACACACUUCCUCUCACCCCGAGAACUGCUUUUAUCCCCCACUGUCUUGUAGUCCGCCGCUUCAACACCAUUCUGCCAGGAACAACAUGGAUUUAUACCAGGAUCUUGAUGGUCAGGGACCGUCUCGUCUCAUUGAAGCCACCAAAGCCAGCCUUAAUGACCAGGAGCCAGACGGCUCCACCUCCACGGCGCUCAAAGGUUGGGGAAAGGCUUGGUCGGGUCUGCAAGACUCAACCGCCUGGAGUUCUGAUGGUACCGAGGAGAUGGGUGUAGUGCCCGAGACAGCCAGUGGAGGCAGCAGUGAGGCGCAAGAGGACAGCACCCCCUCUGCCUACGACAAUCUGGACAGAGCCUCUCUAGAUCCACCAGUGGAGAUCCCCACAAGUCAAGCAAACUUCUCAGAGGGCCAUGUUGGAACUCCUGAAGUAGAGGUUGGAAAACAGGAGACCAAACAAUCAACUCCAUGGUCUUCUGGAGAGAUUUUACCGUUUGAUGAGAGCAGUGAAGAUGUGGAGGCCGACACUCCUGAUUUGUCCCCAAAGAAACCCCAAAAAACAGAACAAACUGGAGACAAAGAUCUCCACAACAACAACAAUGAGACGCUUCACCCGAAUUCUCCGGCCUCCUGUUCUGCUCUCAGUGACAGUCCUCUCAGCACAGGAAGCUCAGAGGUGUUUCUCCCCUCCGCUCCCCCAAACCUCCAGGAGGCGGAGCAUCAAUUUGGCACCAAGGAUACCCACUCCAUGGUGGCAAAGCUGCAGCAGCAGAUGGUCCAGCAGAAGACAGAGUACCAGACGAGGAUAGAGAGGUUGGAGCGCUCCAACGACAUCCUGGAGCGGCAGGUCGCCGUCCUCAGGCUCAGUCUGGAGCAGCAGAGGCGGAGCCAAAGCGUCGCCGAGAUCAAAAUCCGCAACAUGGAGCGAGCCAAAGCGGACGCGGACCACCGGAACAGCACCCUGCAGAGGGAAAUGGAGCUGUUCUUCCACAUGUAUGGAGAAAUCAAGCGGAGAGCCGACAGAGGAGGACGAGAGGCCGGAAGCAUCUGAGGAAAGACUUUCAGGGGUGGGAGGGGUCACAUUAAGGGCAUUCAGAAAGAGCCUAAACUUGCUCUAGAUAUUGAUGUCCAACCCUUUUCUCUGUCACGGUUCACUGGGAUCCAGGACGUUUUUAAGAUGAUCCCGAAGCUUCGUCACAGAUCUCAGUUUCUCCUCUUUCAGACGUUUCUCAAAUCCAUCCAUCCAUCUUCUUCCACUUAUCUGAGACCGGGUCGCGGGGGCAGCAGUCUAAGCAAAGUCUCAAGUCCACUAAGGUGUUUUUACACUGAAUGGUAUUUGAAUAUUCGGUGUAAAAACACCUUAAUCCUGCUAGUUCUUGACCUUCAUUGUAAGUUAAGAAUGAAAGAAACGUCAGAUAGCUUUGGGAAGAGUUUUCAAACCACAAGAAACAAAAAUCAGAAGUGGGUGAUGUCAGCAAAAUGAAAGAAAUAAAUCUGUUUUACUUAUAAUCUGUGUUUAGACAGUGAGGCAGUCAACAUUUAUCCUUUUAGGUCUAAUGGUCAUUUUGAGCAGAGGUCCUCAAACUGCGGCCCGCGGGCCGAAUCAGGCCCGCCUCAACAUUUGGCACGACCCCCCACACACUGACAGAAACGCUGAUCGAGACCCACAGAGAACGUGACUUUUUAUUCCACCUUCUGCAGUCGGAACUGUGGCGGGAGAGGAGGGAAUGUUCAUUCACUUUCUCUUCACUUCCUUAAUAUUAUUGUUUUUCUUCUGUAUCUUUUUUGGACUUCUAUAACUCUUUGGUUCAUUUAACUACUAAAAUAUUCAGCUAUUUUUAUGCUAGCUUUUUUGUGGCUGUUUUGGCAGAUACUAAAGAUUUCUAGGCUAUUUUGGGUUUUAGCUAAUAUUUUAGCUUUUAGCUAAAUUAC